Molecule: messenger RNA, 1902 nt
Organism: Galdieria sulphuraria
Lineage: Eukaryota; Rhodophyta; Bangiophyceae; Galdieriales; Galdieriaceae
Exons: 2
Coding region: 130-1203 (357 amino acids)
Cellular component (GO): membrane
Molecular function (GO): serine-type endopeptidase activity
Source: RefSeq, a predicted model, not a curated record
AAUACAGAAAUCUUUCAAGAGGAGGAAAACGGCAUUGAGUCUUGUGAUUCAAAUAGAAGAAAAUAUUAGGCUAAGAUUUGGGAACCUCAGAUAACUACGAGUAGUUUGGAGACAUUUCUUAAGGUAGAAAUGUCUUUUCAGGUUCUUAACGGAGCCGACGAAAGUGGAGAAAUAACUCCUGUAGUUGUGACUAAUCACGAAAACAGUCAAUCACGACAACACUUACCAUUUUUGCACAGUUGGAAGAAUCACUGCCCGCUCUCGUUCAUAACCCGCAACUUUCUUAUGAUGGAACUUGUUUUAAAUAUUAUAUCAAGUUGGGUUCAUUUGAACAAUGAUAACAUUUGUUUGUCGUUUGGUAGAAUAUUUUAUAAAGGUCAAGCUUAUAGAGUUUUUGUAGCUCCAUGGUUCUAUCAUUCUGCUGCAGAAUUUGCCUCAAGUGCUUUCGCUUGGUGCUUCAUUGCAGGUCCACUUGAAAAACUGUUGGGUUCAUUAAGGUUCCUUUCUAUUGUGUUGUGGUUUGUUGGUUUGACAGGUUUACUUUAUAUUACUUUGGGUUUAUUUUUUAGCAAGUUUCAUUGGUCGCUACCAGAAGAUUGUGUACUUGGAAUAUCCAACGUUCUUUUUGCUUUAUUGGUGCUCGCUUUUUCAAGGUUUGAAUUUUCUUUGGCAACACUUCGAGACUUGCCAGUUCCUUCUUGGAGUUUUCCUUGGAUGAUUUUAAUAGUUUGCCAAGCAAUGAUUCCAUCGUCGCCAUUUCUUGGACACUUGAGUGGAGUCUUAGCUGGUACAUUGUUUGUUCAUCAAAUAUCGAUUAUUCCAAGUUAUCGACUGUUGCUCAAAAUAGAAGAAUCACCUCUGUUUUCAUGGAUGCUUCAUAUACGUGGGUAUAUUCCGACAACUGUAGCUCUUGAAGAUAUCGAACGACUUCCUAUGCGGUUCUUUUCUAAAGGAGGAGAGUCUUCAUGGAAGGACCUUGGAUGGAUAAAAUGGAUAGACAAAUGGUUAUUAGGUCAUGACAACUUGGAUAUAGGCCACGCUUCUCCUCGUGUAUCACAAAAUGACCAUUCGGAAAAACUGACGAGUGUUGUUGUCAAUGGAAGUAGGAGUCAUCCCUCUUCAAGAAGUAGUAGUGAAGGAAGGGAACAAGAAUUUCGCAAGUUGCUCGGUACAUCGUUUGUAAUGGAAGUGGAUAAAAGCUAAAUGGAAUAGAAAUUGGGGUAUGAAUAUCAUUGAAAGUGUAGAUGAAAGCAUAUUCAUAAAGUGAAAUGCAUUCAAACUAUGUCAACUGUAUUAUAGAUUGUAGGAGUUUUUUGCAUUUGACAAAAAGAAAGCCAAAUCCUAAGAAAAGAAUCGAGUUGACUAUGAAAGACAAGAUGACAACGGUACGCUUAACAAAAACACUCGAGCAAUUGUCAAAGCUGCCAAUCCAAGAGCAAAGUAGAAGUGUGUGUAGGUCUUAUCUCGCCUCGACCAUCCAACUCAACGUUAGGAAGAAGUUCAGGUAGUCCUCUCUUGAAUAAGAAAGCUAUGGAAGCUAUAGUUGAUAAGGAUUUAUCCAUCCUGCGACCAAAAACAUAACAACUGCAUUGCACCUAUUUCCUAUCGUGGGAGGUUGAAAACUCUGUUGUGAUAAUCGUCUUUCUACCUGAGUUUUCAAGUUUGCUCUGGUUCUUCCUUCCAUUCUUGCAAAGGAUCUUCAAAACUCUCUUAUCCUUGUCCAUUUCCAGUUUGUUCAACUGUUUCUAGUUGCCUUGAUACCUGUUUACCGUGACUUGUAACUCUUCUUCAUAAGAAGCGUCCCAGAAGACUCUUCAAGAACGAACAAGAUUCACUUGGUAUUCUUAUAAUAUAUGCCUAUUCAACAUAAAAUUUCCGAAUUCCCAUAAAGCUACUAAAAGC